This is a messenger RNA of Prunus persica (peach), 1181 nucleotides long. RefSeq names its product dynein light chain LC6, flagellar outer arm. Lineage: Eukaryota; Viridiplantae; Streptophyta; Magnoliopsida; Rosales; Rosaceae. Bases 645 to 947 code for a protein of 100 amino acids. The transcript is spliced from 2 exons. The record is from RefSeq and is a predicted model, not a curated record. Gene Ontology annotation, molecular function: dynein light intermediate chain binding; dynein intermediate chain binding. Gene Ontology annotation, biological process: microtubule-based process. Gene Ontology annotation, cellular component: dynein complex.
CACUACGAAAAGUCAAAACAGAAGUUUUUGAAAAAAUAAGAUGAGAUUCACAGACAUGAGUAGACAUCACUUCAAUUUCUUGAGAUAAUUUCUUGGAAAUGUGAGAUGAAAUUCACAAACAUGAGUAAGCCUCACCUUGAUUUAGGAUCAUCGGUAGACCUCAAAAUCUUAAAUUGUCAGACUGAUGAUGCAAAUAGCAAUGCACAAACCUCCAAUCUUAGCCAUACCCAAAAAGCAAAAAAAUAAAAAAACUAAAAUGGUCCAUAACGUGGCAAGAGCCGUACUGGUUAUAUAAUUAAAAAAAUAGAAUAAAGUCAAAGAAAAUCCAUAAAAGUGAGGAGAAAGACUGAGAAAAACAAUAUUUAUUGGAGUACGUGCCAGGUUGGAACUGCCUUUAUGGGCUUCAGCAAAAUCUGCCCUGUGUUUAUCUCUGUCUACCUCCUCCAGCAACAUGUGCCAUUUUUUCCCUCUUCUAUUUCUGAUAACCACACUCUGAAAAUUCAUAUUAAAAUCAAGAGAGAAUCAUUUCCUCCUUGAAGAUAAGAACUACCAAAUCCUACAAAAUCCCAACUGGGUUUUCUUCUUCAGGCACAAAAACAGAGAGAGAGAGAGAGAGAGAGAGAGAGAGGCAGAGAGAAGAAAAUAUGUUGGAAGGCAAAGCUUUCGUGGAGGACACAGACAUGCCAGUGAAGAUGCAGAUGCAGGCCAUGGCUGCUGCUUCUCAAGCUCUGGAUCUUUAUGAUGUCUUUGAUUGCAGAUCCAUCGCUGCCCACAUAAAAAAGGAGUUUGACAUGAGAUAUGGGGGCGGUUGGCAAUGUGUGGUGGGCUCAAACUUUGGGUGUUUCUUCACUCAUUCAAAAGGAAGCUUCAUCUACUUUACACUUGAGAGUCUCAGCUUCCUUAUCUUCAAGGGGGCUUCUUCUCCUUCCUCCUCACCCGAAGGCUAACGCAGUGUUUGGCAGAAAAGAAAAGAAGUUGGAGAUUCAGAAAGGCUGUACAUGUUGCUUUUUUGUUUCCUUUUUUUUUUGGGUUUUUCUGGUUUUCCUGAACUGGGUGGGUUUUGCAAUGGUGAUGUUUAGGCUAGGCUAUGCUAGGUAGGUACUGUUUUUUUGUGAUCAAGUGCUUUGUAAUGUUUUUCUAUGCAAUGCAAUGUGAUAUAGCUUUUAGCUUUUUUUAUUUAU